This is a messenger RNA of Cicer arietinum (chickpea), 1527 nucleotides long. Its product is annotated as multiple organellar RNA editing factor 8, chloroplastic/mitochondrial. The record is from RefSeq and is a predicted model, not a curated record. Gene Ontology annotation, cellular component: mitochondrion. NCBI's taxonomy places the organism in Eukaryota, Viridiplantae, Streptophyta, Magnoliopsida, Fabales, Fabaceae. Gene Ontology annotation, biological process: cytidine to uridine editing; mitochondrial mRNA modification.
UAAAUUCUAGAAGCCUCACCUUUAUAACCAAACUGAAAACCCUAAACCCUACCUUCAUUUCUAAUCUCUCAUUUUCUUCACUACGAUGGCGACCCAGAUCUUCUCUCGGGUCUUUCCCAAAACCCUAACCCUAACUUCCUACUUCUCACGCUCUCUCACCACCGCCACCCUUCCCUCUUCCUCCGCUAUCUCUUUCCUCCGUCGUCUCCGUCCUCUUUCCUCUGCUGCCUUCAACUCUCGCAGCGUUCUUCUCCUCCCUAACUCCUUCCGCUCUCUCUCCACACGCGCCACCACCUCCUCACUCAACGACCCCAACCCCAACUGGUCUAACCGUCCCCCUAAGGAAACUAUCUUGCUCGAUGGCUGCGAUUUUGAACACUGGCUUGUUGUUAUGGAGAAGCCUGAAGGUGACCCCACAAGAGAUGAAAUCAUCGAUGGUUAUAUCAAAACACUGGCUGAAGUUGUUGGAAGUGAGGAAGAAGCGAGGAUGAAGAUAUAUUCUGUUUCAACUAGACAUUACUUUGCAUUUGGGGCUCUUGUGUCUGAAGAGCUUUCCUACAAACUUAAAGAACUGCCCAAGGUUCGUUGGGUUCUUCCUGAUUCAUAUUUGAAUGUUAAGGAGAAAGAUUAUGGAGGUGAGCCCUUUAUAAAUGGGCAAGCAGUUCCUUAUGAUCCCAAGUAUCAUGAAGAGUGGGUUAGGAACAAUGCUCGUGCAAAUGAAAGGAACAGGCGCAACGACAGGCCUCGUAAUGCUGACAGGUCAAGAAACUUUGAGAGGAGAAGGGAAAAUGUGGUGAACAGAGAUAUGCAGACUAGUCCUCCAAUGCCGAAUGCUGGCCCUAAUAUUCCUGGUCCACCUCCAAACAAUGCAGGUGGGUACCCUCCUAACAAUGCUGGAGGAUAUACUCCUGCCCCUCCACCCAACCAGGGUGGGUAUGCCCCUCCACCCAACCAGGGUGGGUAUGCCCCUCCGCCCAACCAGGGUGGGUAUGCCCCUCCACCCAACCAGGGUGGGUAUGCCCCUCCACCCAACCAGGGUGGGUUUGCCCCUCCUACCAACCAGGGUGGAUAUGCCCCUCCUACCAACCAGGGUGGAUAUGCCCCUCCUAACAACCAGGGGGGAUACGCCCAUCCAAAUACAGGUGGAUAUGCUCCGAACAACACAGCUGGUGGUUAUCCUCCUCCAAAUACAGGCAGAGCCCCUCCUCCACCUCCCAUUGGUGGUAUGCCUCAAAACAACUACCCUGGAGGGGUGCAACAAAACCAGAGUGUAGGGGGGUUUCCUCCAAAUGCAGGAUGGGCAAAUAAUCAGUAGACUCUCACCAAACUGGGGUAUGGGAGGGAGCAGCUGUUUGGAACUCAUGCUGUGAGAGAUAUGAUCUGGACAAAUUCUCCGAAUGUAGAUAAUAAUGAAUUACGCCCAAGACAUUGUAGGUUUUAUAUUAUGUUAUUGAGGAAUUAGUAUUUGUUGAUCAUAUGUUGAGUUACUCUAUUUCCUAAUUAAUUUGCAUGUCGUGUGUUCACACU